AUGUUCGUGAAAUUCGAGGUUGCAGAACAAGAAGCUGCAGGAAAUAGCAGCUUUGACCCAGAAUCGAGUGCGAUUCAAAUGAUUUGUGGACGCCCUACGCUUCAUAGUGGAGCAAUAGGAACCAAUCAUCAUCAUCAUCAAGGAUAUCCUAGGGACGGGUUUCUGUUCAAUACACCAUUAUUCAGCUUAAGUCUAGGAUAUGGCAAAGGAAAGAUAUGA
Molecule: messenger RNA, 219 nt
Organism: Chironomus riparius
Lineage: Eukaryota; Metazoa; Arthropoda; Insecta; Diptera; Chironomidae
Source: the annotation of a GenBank genome assembly